Molecule: messenger RNA, 6337 nt
Organism: Anastrepha ludens (Mexican fruit fly)
Lineage: Eukaryota; Metazoa; Arthropoda; Insecta; Diptera; Tephritidae
Gene: Mdr65
Product: multidrug resistance protein homolog 65
Exons: 12
Coding region: 130-4014 (1294 amino acids)
Biological process (GO): transmembrane transport
Cellular component (GO): membrane
Molecular function (GO): ATP binding; ABC-type transporter activity; ATP hydrolysis activity
Source: RefSeq, a predicted model, not a curated record
GGAAAGUAGUCGUGUACGCCAGAUCUAUAAUUUGGAACUGAAACUAGAGCCUAAACUAGAAUAUUGCGUCAAAUUGAAUAUUGAAAUUGGAAUCAAAUAUCGAAGACAGACCUAAGUAAUAUCGAAAAAAUGAAUGAAAAGGAAGACAAUGAUUUUCAAACAUCCACAGUUUUAGAUGAAGGAUCAGAUGAGUCGGAUCAUGAAAGCAAAAAAGUCUUAAGCUUUUAUAAGCUUUACCGCUUCUCAACACUAUUUGAAAAUUUUUUAUUAUUUAUUGGCUUUGUAAUGUCCAUAGUAAAAGCACUUACAUUGCCAGCAGUGGUGAUAGUUUAUAGUGAAUUCACGGCAAUGCUAGUAGAUCGAUCAUUGCAAAUUGGCACUAGUUCCAAAACCUAUGCAUUACCCAUAUUCGGUGGUGGUAAAAUGCUUACAAAUGCAACCAAAGAAGAGAAUAUGUCGGAGUUGUAUAAUGACUCAAUAUCGUAUGGAAUUCUUUUGACAUUAGCAUCAAUAAUUAUGUUCAUAUCAGGCGUUUUAUCGGUUGAUAUUUUUAAUAUUGUGGCAUUGAGGCAAAUUACACGCAUGCGUAAAAUACUAUUUGAAACAGUUAUUCGACAGGAUAUUGAAUGGCAUGAUAUGGCCACCAAGCAAAACUUUACGCAACAAAUAAUAGAUGAUAUAGAGAAAGUAAGAGACGGGAUAUCUGAAAAAGUAGCUCACUUUUUAUACCUCAUAUUUGGAUUCAUCAUAACAGUUUGCAUAUCAUUUGCUUAUGGCUGGAAGCUCACUUUGGCAGUUAGUGCAUAUAUACCAAUCGUAAUUGUUUUGAACUACUUUGUGGGCAAGUAUCAAAGUAAGCUGACAAAAAGAGAGCAGGAGUCAUACGCGGGAGCUGGUAACAUUGUUGAGGAAGUUCUUACUUCGAUUCGGACUGUUGUUGCAUUUGGAGCAGAAAGGAAAGAGUCGGAACGUUAUGAUAACUAUCUUAUCCCUGCACGAAAAGCAAGUCAAAGGAAGGGUGCAUUCUCGGGGUUCAGUGAAGGAGUUUUAAAGUCAAUGCUUUUUCUCUCUUGUGCUGGAGCAUUUUGGUAUGGUGUUAACUUAAUUAUAGACAAUAGAAAUGUGGAAGAUAAGGAAUACACUCCCGCUAUUUUAAUGAUAGCAUUUUUUGGAAUUAUCGUUGGAGCCGACAAUAUCGCACGCACUGCACCAUUUUUGGAAUCCUUUUCUAUAGCCCGUGGUUCUGCAACUAAUAUUUUCAAAGUGAUCGACACCAAAUCAAAAAUUGAUCCCUUAUCCAGUGACGGAAAAUUAAUCAACUACGGACUGCGAGGAGAAAUUGAAUUUAAAGAUGUAUUCUUUCGCUAUCCUUCGCGACCAGAUGUGAUUAUUCAUCGAGGCAUCAAUUUAAAAGUAAAUAAAGGCCAGACUGUUGCCCUUGUUGGCUCAUCUGGUUGUGGAAAAUCAACUUGCAUUCAACUGUUGCAACGCUUCUAUGAUCUAAUUUUUGGCUCAAUAACAUUAGAUGGGUUGGAUAUAAGAAAAUAUAACAUUCAUUGGUUGAGAUCCAACAUUGCUGUGGUUGGCCAAGAACCAGUAUUAUUUCAAGGAACCAUUGCUGACAAUAUUAGUUAUGGAAAAACAAAUGCAACACAACGAGAAAUAGAAGCUGCUGCCAAGACAACUGGUGUGCAUGAUUUUAUAUGCAGUUUGCCCGAGAGUUACCUCACUGUUAUAGGCGAAAAAGGAUCUCAACUGUCUGGUGGCCAAAAACAACGCAUUGCUAUUGCCCGUGCUCUUAUCCAGGAUCCUAAAAUUUUACUGCUGGACGAAGCAACAUCUGCUUUAGAUUAUCAUUCCGAAAAGGAUAUUCAAAAAGCACUGGAUUUAGUUAGUAAAGGCCGUACGACAAUUGUGGUUUCUCAUCGGUUAUCAGCAAUUCGAGGAGCAGAUAAAAUAGUUUUCUUACAUGAAGGUAAAGUUUUCGAAGAGGGAUCACACGACGAUCUCAUGACAUUAAAAGGAAUGUAUUACAAUAUGGUACGCGCAGGGGAUAUCAAUAUAGCUGAUGCUAAUGAAGAAACUACUGCUGAAGAUAAAAAAAUCAAUCUAAACUCUAUUGACAAGUCUUUCGAAACAGAUUUAAUUAAUAUGGAAAAGAAUCACAUUUCAAAUGAGCAACCAAUAAUACAUACGAAGAGCAAAGAAAAUGCACCGAAAGAAGAAGCCUCUGGAGGAAAUUUUUUCAUAACAUUUAAACGCAUAUUAAAAUUAGCCCGCCCUGAAUGGUGUAUGCUAUUAUUUGGCGCGGUAUGCGCAAUAGCGUUUGGUUUUACCUAUCCUGCAUUUUCAGUCAUCUUUGGAGAAUUUUACGCCGCUUUGGCACAACCAGAUGAAGAAGUUGCACUUCAUCGCACUUCGCUCCUAUCAAUCUAUUGCUUAAUCUUGGGCGUAUUAACUGGAAUCGGUUCUUUUCUGCAAACGUAUUUAUUUAACUAUGCGGGCGUAUGGUUAACUACACGAAUACGCUCAAUGACAUUUACAGCUAUAAUGCGUCAGGAGAUUGGCUGGUUUGAUGAAGAAGGCAACUCAGUUGGUGCACUCUCAGCAAGAUUAACUGGAGAUGCUUCUGGUGUACAGGGAGCCAUAGGCUAUCCAUUGAGCGGCUUACUGCAAGCAUUUUCCAAUUUCGUUAUUGCAUUGACGUUAUCGCUUUAUUUUUCAUGGAAGCUGGCUCUGGUGUGUAUGUGCGCUUGUCCAAUCAUAGUGGGAUCCAUCAUAUUUGAAUCAAAAUUUAUGAGCACUUCUCUGCUUCAUGAAAAAGCAGUAUUGGAAGAAGCUUGCCGCAUUGCAAACGAGGCCAUCUCAAACAUUAGAACAAUUGCUGCUUUACGGCGCGAAGCCCAAACUAUCGAAAUAUAUAAUUCUGAAAUAGACAAGGUUCAGUCAUUGAUCCGAAAAAAACUAAAAUAUCGUGGAUUGAUAAAUGCAUCAGGACAAGCAUUUAUAUUUUUUGCAUAUGCAGUAGGUCUGUGUUAUGGAGGGGUACUUGUGUCUGAAGGAAAGGUUCCAUUUCAGGAUAUUAUCAAAGUAUCGGAAACGCUUUUAUAUGGCUCCAUGAUGUUGGCACAAUCCUUAGCGUUUGCACCAGCUUUCACUGCAGCUUUGGUGGCGGCCCAUCGAGUAUUCCAAAUAUUAGACAGAUCGCCAAAAGUUUCUUCUUCGUGUAGGCGAGAGGACAAUGCUACAGAAAAAAGACUUGAGCUGUUUGAGGGUGUUCGGUUUUCUAAUAUAGAAUUUAGAUACCCAACACGUUCGGAUGUAAAAGUUCUAAAUGGGUUAAAUUUGGAAGUGCUCAAAGGAAAAACUGUAGCUUUGGUUGGUCGUUCCGGUUGUGGAAAAUCAACGUGCAUACAACUAUUAAUGCGUUUGUAUGAUCCUGACAGUGGCACCAUUAAACUAAACGAGGACGAUAUUCAUAAAGACAUCUCCAUUGAAAGUUUGAGAAGAAAACUGGGACUCGUCUCCCAGGAACCGUCUUUAUUUGAGCGCACAAUUGCCGAAAAUAUUGCUUAUGGUGAUAAUUCGCGAAGAGUGACCAUAGAAGAAAUAAUUGCAGCUGCGAAAUGCGCAAACGCACAUUCCUUUAUAAUAACUUUGCCAAAUGGGUACGACACACGUUUAGGCGCACGUGGAACUCAGAUAUCUGGUGGUCAGAAGCAACGUAUCGCUAUUGCUCGAGCUUUAGUACGCAACCCCAAAAUAUUACUAUUAGACGAAGCAACGUCCGCUUUAGAUUUGCAAAGCGAGCAAUUAGUGCAGCAGGCUCUUGAUGUGGCGUGUACUGGACGAACUUGUAUAGUGAUAGCACAUCGUUUGUCCACUGUUCAAAAUGCUGAUGUAAUUUGUGUUCUGAAAAAUGGUAAAAUAGUAGAAAUGGGAAACCAUCAGCAACUUGUUGCGCUCAAUGGAAUUUAUGCAAAACUUCACAAAAUGCAAAGUCAUGAGAAAUAAGUCUUUAAAAUUUAAAUAAUUAAUGUGUGAAUUUCAUAUAUGUAUGUAUAUAUGUUCUGCUUGAGCAGGUGAAAAUUUAAUCUAGAUUUAAUCAGUGUAUUUGCAAAUGGUUGCGCAUGCAUUAGUUAGACAUCGAUUAAGUUAGACAUUGUAAAAUUACGUUAUUAACUAAUAUAAUUUUCUUUUUUCGUAAAAAUGUGUAAUUUUUUAAACAAUGCACUAAGACUGUAAAAUUUUCGUGUUUUUUUUUCUCAGCAUAUGCAUAAGGUUCCAUGUUGUUUUCUCUAAAUGUUGCUCUUUAACCGGACUAAAGUGCAAAACCCCCAUUUAAAAAGGUGAGGGUGACUGUUGUCAGCUGAUUUUAAUUUGUUUGUUUAAUUGUUACAAAACAAACAAAAAAAUGGGUGCAAAUUGUUCAAUUUUAUAAUAUUCAAAAUAUAAUUUGUGGAAGGAUUUAAUUUAAUUUUACUUCUUCUUUUCUCAUAUGAAACGUCCAACAUUUGCCAAUAGCGUUUGACAAACUUUUGUAAUGUUGCAGUAUAAUGGGUGACAUUUUUCCGAGAAAAGAAAACUAUAGCAUUUCAGGGCAACUUUUGUUGAAGUAACUCGUAACUUGUGGAAGAGAGGUAGGCGUGGAAAGGAGAGAGGCACUGAGCUGCUAAUGCUUGGGAAAUUCGCUACGUGAAGCAACAAAAGUUUCCCUGCAUAAACACAGUAUUUGAUUACUAAAUAUCGCAAAUAAAAAAAGGAAAUGCAGAUAAAAAACAAAAACUAAGCCAUGAAACCACGAAUCGUUCUUAACACCCAUCUACAUAUAGCAUAACUUUCGCUGUCGCUUCGCUUUGAUGCAACGCGAGACCCUUAUCAAGGAGACUGCAAUAAACGCUUUGACAGCGAAAGCUUUAAGCUGAAAAAUUGGUAAAUUAGUUAGUAAAAUGUAAUAUUUACAACAAUAACCGCAUUCCUUAAAUGUAUACUUAUUUAAAUUUAACUUGGGUUCAAAACUUUUGGAAUAAAUUGAAUUUGUUUACAUCUGAUGAUUGUCACCGCACGCGCCCAAGUGCCGUAGCAUCAGUACAGAAAGUAAACAAACGAAAAUAAGCGAAGGGGAAAGCCAAGAACGAUAUAAUAAAUCAUUCAAACAUACAUUUGUAAGUGCAUAUAUUUGCCUUUGCAUUAUAUAUCGGAAGGCGCCAGCUUCUGUAUUCUUGUGGCAUUACCACGAUGUGUGGGUAACUAACAUGUUACUAUGAUAUUUAUGUAAAUACUCGUGAAGGGUUCUAGAAUGUACGAAUGUGAUAACUCUUUAACUGUUUACAUCUGAUUUAUUUUAUUCUUCUUCAUUUUUUCUGUAUAAGACAGUGCAAAAUUUAUAUGCUAUAAAUUUAUUACAGCCAAAAUUCAACCCGUUACUUUUACUCAUUGCCAACAAAUAAAUCUUAUUUUAUUGACAAAAAGCAUUGCAUAUAAGAUACAUUUUUGGUAUUAUAUGUAGAUCCCACAGAGUUUGUUAUUUCAUAUUAACUUAUGUAUGCGAGUUUUUAAAAUCAAAUAAAGAAUGUUGACAAAUUAACGAAUAUUCUACGAUUUCUAUUUUGAAAAAUUCUAUAUUUAGUCAUCUCCAGAAAAAAGUUGAAUCAGCAUAGAAUAAUAUGAAUUUCAUAUUUCUAACGAGUGUUUUGCACAACAGAAAAUUGUUUCAUGAUCAGUACCCUAUACAUAAACAGUUAAAGAGUUAAAUAGAAAUUAGUAUGAAUGGAAAAAGGAUUUAGUAAGUAUUAAAUGUAUACAUAUGCCUGUAAAUUCGAAAUUAUGAAAUUUUGCUAAUUAAUGUUUCCUUUUAGCACCUAAGAGUAUUAUUUCCAUAAGUAAAAACAAAAUGACAACUAAUAAUCCAAAGCCAGGUUUUUUUUUUCUUUUUGACAGUGUGGACAAAUUUAUUUGACAAAUGCAUGUAAAUUCAACAAUUUUGAAUAAACAAAGUCCCCACCGGUUGGUGAACACACUGAAAACGUAAAAUUUUGAAUGUUACUUUACCAAUUGGAUAAUGAUAGUCAAGAAGUAUAAAUUUAAUCUAAAAUAGCAUUUGAAAUACAUAUUAAAUUAACAAAAAAUUUACGUUUGCCCCCACAUGUUGAAAAUAAAAAUGAAAUAAAUGAAUUAAUUUCCUAAUGAUGAGUAACGGAAUACCAUCCAAUUUUUACAGUGGUCAAAUGGGUUAUCUCGGGAUAUAAUACAAAUCUUUUUAUUUUUUAGUUGUGCAAUUGAAAAACCCAUCCCAUGAUAAAAACUGAUUUGCAUACGUAAACAUUAGUUUGAACAU